AUGCAUAUUUCGCAAAUAGCCUCCUCGAACUCUGCUACUGAACUAUUCAGCAACACAACUUUCGGAAACUCCCAAUCGAGUUUUGCGAAAUAUGAUUCUAUUCGGAAUAUAUGCCCACAGAACUGUGACGAGACGGGCAGUGAGCCUGUUUCCUGGACAGCCUACCACAAGGGAGCAAACAUUUUAUCCAAAUGCAAUGAGACCAUGCUACUAGACUUUGUCCUCUAUACGCCCCUCGACGACCCAAGCAAACAAACCAGUAUCCGCUCUUGUGCAGCAAACUUUGAUGGCUCUAAUAAGAGGUUAAACUAUUCCUGCCCCUCUUCUUCUUACUCCUCGAGUCAUACAUCGUCAAUAUAUGAUGGUUCGAUGCAACUUGCUUGGACAGGACCGAAUAACUCCACUUUCUCUCCAAAUGCUGUGGCUGCAGUCCAACAGAUUGAACGGUAUCUAUCCCAACCAUCUGCUUCAUGUGGCGAGGAGGCUAUUAGCUUCGCAGUGUCCGGAAAUGUUGUUAUCGGGCUAUAUGCAGGUUCUGGAAUCCGCUCACAGAAUCUUGUGACUCCGAUUUUGGAGCAGUUAAUCCAAAGAAUCGAGACCAAUGGCCUACCCGAAACCCUUGUGGCGCAGUUAUGCGCUACGAAGGGCCAGAGCUCUAGACCUUGCAACGGCACAGGCGAGUGUGCAGGCAUGGAGAAACGGUAG
Talaromyces atroroseus is the source of this 705-nucleotide messenger RNA. RefSeq lists its product as hypothetical. NCBI's taxonomy places the organism in Eukaryota, Fungi, Ascomycota, Eurotiomycetes, Eurotiales, Trichocomaceae. The record is from RefSeq and is a predicted model, not a curated record. The transcript has 3 exons. Bases 1 to 705 code for a protein of 234 amino acids.